This is a messenger RNA of Centruroides sculpturatus (bark scorpion), 2529 nucleotides long. RefSeq names its product protein IWS1 homolog. Gene Ontology annotation, biological process: poly(A)+ mRNA export from nucleus. The coding region runs from base 333 to 2360 and encodes 675 amino acids. The record is from RefSeq and is a predicted model, not a curated record. NCBI's taxonomy places the organism in Eukaryota, Metazoa, Arthropoda, Arachnida, Scorpiones, Buthidae. The transcript is spliced from 15 exons. Gene Ontology annotation, cellular component: nucleus.
CUAAAAUAAUUUAUAUUUAUUAUUAACGCACGACAUAUUUUCGUAUUAAAAAUAUUUGACAAAACGUUACACAAAAGAAAUAAAAGUUAAUAGAAAAAACAAAACCGGAACCAGAAAUGACGUCUUUUCUUUUCAAAGAUGGCGGAACGCGUGUAACGUAAUGCUGUUAAUAUUAAAAUAUUUUGAUGUAUUUCGGUUAAUCUGAGUUAGUUGUUGUUGUCAUUUUAUUGGAGUUUUAAGUACUGUGAAUUGUGCGCUUGUUUUUUUUAUCUGGUAUUCAGAAUAUCUUGACAUUUCUUUCAAAAUAGGGAUUAUAAAGAAUUCAAAUAGUUAUGGAUGCAGAGAGUGAUGAUGAAAUGCAAAGUAAUCAUUCAGAUCAGGAGGAUGAUGUAAAAUCUGUUAACAUACAAAGUGAUGAUAAUGAAGAUCAACCAUACAUUGAAAAUAAUACCAUUGAAUCACCUAAUUCUCCUGGAGAAGGUAGUGAAGUAAAUUCAGGUAGUGAACAUGAAAGUGAUGCAGAGAGUCCGAAAAGAAGAAAUGAUGACACAUCAGAUAAUGAAACUGGACAAAGACAAAAAUAUGAAAUUGAAAGUUGUGAUGAAGAUAGUGUAGCUGAACAACGAGAAAGUGAUGAUGAAGAUGCUGUAAACAGUGAACCAGAUCAUGAUGUUGUUCAAAGUGAUGAAGAACAACAAGAAGCAGCAUCUGAUAGAGAAGAGAUUGAUACUCCUAGAAGUCCUUCUCCAUCAGACGAAGAAGUGCAACAUUCGGAUGAGGAUGUUCAUCAUUCAGAUGAAGAAGCACAAUGUUCAGAUGAAGAAGUACAUCGUUCGGAUGAAGAAGUGCAUCGUUCUGAUGAGGAAGUGAAUCGUUCUGAUGAAGAAGUGCAUCGGUCUGAUGAAGAAGUGCAUCAAUCUGAUGAAGAAGUGCAUCAUUCAGAUGACGAAGUUCAUCAUUCAGAUGAAGGUGGUGUACAAUCAGAAGAUGAAAUGGAACAAUCAGAUCAAGAAAAUCAAAUUAGUGAAGCACAUAAUUUGGAUGAAGCCAGAUCAUCACCUCCUACACCUGUUGCUUCUGAUGAAGAGAAAAUUUUGGGGUCAGAUGUUGAAAAUGAAGCAUCAGAUGCUGAAGAUAGUGAUAGUGAAAGUGAUAAGAGUGAUAACGAAUCAAAAGUAGGAGAAUUAAUAGCAGAUAUCUUUGGAGAGAGUGAUGAAGAUGAAGAAUUUGAAGGAUUUGGUGAAGAAGAUCUUGCUGCAGCUAAGCAAAAGAAAGAAAAGAAGAAAGCAACAAAAGUAUUAUCUGAUAGUGAGGGUGAAGGAAAUGCAGUUGAAGAAGAUACAGCAGAAAAUGCAUCUAUUGAAGAAGCAAACAAAAUCUUAGAACCCAAAGAUAAAGUAAAUAACAUAGAGCAAGUACUACCUACAAUUUCAGAUGAAGAAUCUGGUGAUGAGGGUCCUAGAAGAAUUCCAGAAGAUUUCAUGUAUGAUUUUGAAAUAAUGCUUCAGAGGAAAAAAGAAAAUCAACGGAGACGCAAAAGAAAGGAUAUUGAUAUUAUCAAUGACAGUGACGAUCUUAUUGCAGAAAUUAUUAAUCAAAUGAGAGUGUCUGCAGAGGAGGAUCGUCAGUUGAAUAAGAAUAAAGCUGCUGCAACUAAAAAAUUGAAACUUCUUCCAAUGGUCGUUUCUCAAUUAAGAAAACAUGAUUUAAAAGAAGCCUUUUUAGAUCAGGGAAUUUUGAGUGUAAUGGCAGAAUGGUUGUCACCUCUCCCAGAUCGUAGUUUAUCUCAUUUGCAAAUUAGAGAUAAUAUGCUACGGUUAUUGGCUGAAUUUCCUCCCAUUGAUCAAGGAUUACUAAAAAGUAGUAAUAUUGGUCGUGCAGUAAUGUAUCUUUAUAAACAUCCAAAAGAAACAAAAGAAAAUAGAGAAAGAGCAGGAAAACUAAUUAGUGAAUGGGCAAGGCCAAUUUUUAACUUAAAUACAAAUUUCCAUUCCAUGUCAAAAGAAGAAAGAGAGCAAAGAGAUUUUGAACAUAUGCCAAAGAAGCGAAAACUUAGGCUUGAAUCUGGGGAAGGUGGUGUAGUUAAACAGGACAUUGAACGAGCUUUGUCUGCAGAAGAUAAAGCAUUACGGCCAGGUGACAAAGGAUGGAUUGCCAGGGCUCGGGUUCCAAUGCCAUCUAUGAAAGAUUAUGUAGUAAGACCCAAGUGGAAUGUGGAAACUGAUAUUGGAAGGGGUAGCAAUAGGAAACAAGUAACAAGACUGGACAAACACAUUCGUAACUUUAGAGAAAAGAAGAAACUCUCCAAGGUUCAGAGGGCGGUGACGAUCAGCAUAGAAGGCCGAAAAAUGUCCUUGUGAUAUUUUAUGUAUACAAUGAUGGAUUGUUUGACAAAGAAAUAAUUUAUCGUAACACAUUUUAAUUUGUACAAUUAUUUGAAAUAUAAAAUGACUGUAUAGUUGUUGCAUGUCUCGUUGGUCCAUAUAGCAAGUGAAUGUUUACUGUAGAUUUUUUAAAUAAAAUAUACUU